CUUUUAAUUCUGUCACUUUCCUCAAAUUUCUUUGCUUGACUACUAGCAAUUGAUUAGUUCUACCGACUCUUGUUUUACUCCAAAAUCACACACCCUUUCACAAUUCUAACGACACAUGCAUUCACCCAAAUUUUCUAUGAGUAGGUAGCCGAGGUUCUCCCAGUAUCUUGCUAGUACUCGCGUAAUUUCUUUUCUUCAAUAUAUAUUAUUAUUUAUUGUCUCAUUUACCUCGUAUACCUUGCUUCGAAUUCUUUUUUUUUUUUUGAGUCUAUCCAAAACAACUAAAGAGGUCUGCGUACAUCUUAACCUUCCCGGACAAAGCGAAAUUGGGUACGUUAUUGUUGUUGUUGUUGUUUCUAAGGAAUUAUGGAGUGGGAAAAUCAAAAGCCACCGGAGACGGCGGAGGAAUUGAACGGAGGGAUGUUUGUGAAAGUGAUGAGUGAUGAGCAAAUGGAAGUGCUCCGCAAGCAAAUUGCAGUGUAUGGUGUGAUUUGUGAACAGCUUGUUCAGUUGCAUAAAUCUAUGGCCUCUCAAUAUGAUCUUGCUGCAGGAACCAGGCUGGGGAAUCUAUAUUGUGAUCCACUAAUAACAUCAGCUGGACACAGAAUCAAUGGCAGACAUCGUUGGACUCCAACACCGGUGCAACUUCAAAUUCUUGAACGUAUGUUCGAUCAAGGCAAUGGAACACCAACCAAACAAAAAAUCAAAGAUAUAACCUUUGAAUUAUCUCAACAUGGACAAAUCUCCGAGAUGAAUGUAUAUAAUUGGUUCCAAAAUAGACGUGCUCGAUCGAAAAGGAAACAACAAGUUGGUACAAAUUUAAACAACGUUGAGUCGGAAGUGGAGACGGAGGAGGUUGAAUCACCAAAUGAAAAGAAAACAAAGCCAGAGGAUUUGAUAUCUUCCAAGUCAGCUGAAAGUUUUGAUCAAUUGUCCUUCUAUGAAAUGUCUUCUAGUCCAGGUAUGUUUAUUAUAAAGCAUCAUGCGUUCGCGCAGGAUUCACCCCAUCAUCAUAAAUUACAAAGUGCUUCUGUCUUUCUUUCAUUUAAAGGAAAAGGGUCGAAAGUACCCGUUCUAGUAUGCAAACUAUCUCAUUUUUCUUUUUUUUUACACUUUGGAGCCAUUCAUAUCUUUCGUAGUUGGCAAAACGUUUCAUAUUUUCACUUGACCGUAAUGGAGGUUCAACCUAAAGUACAAUGGAGGGUAAUUUUAAACUAUAGUAAAACGUAAAAGGGGGAAAUUUGUACGUUCAUGAAGUAUUUUGAUACGUGGAAUCCAUCCAAUCCACAUUGGUCUUCCCUGAAAAUCAAGGUAAAAAGGAGAUGAUUUUCUGGUGGCAAUGGUAUGGAUCACCCCAUAGUAUAAUAUAGGGUAAACUUAAGAUAAGUUGUACCGUAGAAAAAGGGGUGACUUUAGAUCCUUUCCCUUCAUUUAAUUGUCAAAAUUGCUCCAUUUUCUACUAGACAUCAUGAGACAGAGAAGGCAAUAAGUACUGUUAAGUUUAGUAAUUAAUGAAUUAACCAUCCACUUUCUGCAUGUGUAUGAUGUUUCACCAAGGUAACAAAUACCUAAAUGUGGUUAUUAUCUGUGGCUUUUGGACUCACCAUAAAUCGGUUGAAAACCAAAGUAUUCAUUUCAUCUCACAUAUGUAAGGAACCUUUUCCAGACUCUUUGAUCCAAGUGAACCCAAUUGCUUGAUUUGGUUAGAUUGUAAAAACAUUAUGGCCUUAUUGUUGUUUCUGCUCUUGUAUAGCAAAACUAGAAAUAGUGUUAAUGGACAAAUCUCUUUGAAUUUUUCUGGUGCUAUAGAAAAGGAGAUAAAAAAAGACAAGAGCCCAGAGCACAAGGCAUUCCGUGCUCACGUAGGGUUCGGGAAAGGUUUCACUGCUGUGGGUAGCCUAUAGUAUCGGUGGUUGAUUUCACGGCUCGACUCCUGACCAAUAGAUCGUUCUACCCUUAAUGACAUAAAUGUUCUUAUAUGUAAUAUAAAAAUGUUAUGACAUAUUUAAGAGUUGAGACUACAAUUUCUAAGGAUAUUUUUGGUAUGUGCCAAUUUUUUUUUUCUUUCUUAAACUUUGUACUCAGUGAAAUACCGUUAUAUAAAAUAAAGCGGAGGAAAUAUCUAAAUAUAUGCAUUAUACCCUUUAUUUUUGUUUUAUUUCUCAAGUAG
Lycium barbarum (goji berry) is the source of this 2170-nucleotide messenger RNA. RefSeq names its product WUSCHEL-related homeobox 8-like. The coding region runs from base 367 to 1230 and encodes 287 amino acids. Gene Ontology annotation, molecular function: DNA-binding transcription factor activity; DNA binding. NCBI's taxonomy places the organism in Eukaryota, Viridiplantae, Streptophyta, Magnoliopsida, Solanales, Solanaceae. The record is from RefSeq and is a predicted model, not a curated record. The transcript has 2 exons.